CAACAACAAAUCGAGACAGAAUUUGCCGCAGUUUCCUCUCUCGUCUCUCCUUCUCUCUCCUCCUCACGCCACACUUUCUCAUUCUCUCUCUCUCUCGUUCGUUGUUCUGCAACAGUUAACAAUGGCGUCAGGUUCGAAGCAGAACCCUUCUUCUUCAAAACCCCCAAGGCAUCCAUCUCCCAUCACUGCCUCAAUUCCCUCUAAAUUCGGUGUACCAGAAGAAUCCCAAUCUCGAAACCCUAAUAAUAACCCGUCGAGCUCGCCGAUUUCGAUGGCGGUAGAGGAUCAGAUCCUGGGACGUUCCACUCACCUCACCCGCCCCGAGCUUCUCCGACGCAGAUCGCACAAUUUAAAGCAGCUCGCCAGGUGCUAUAGAGACCAUUACUGGGCUCUGAUGGAGGAUCUCAAGGCGCAACACAGAUAUUACAGCUGGAACUAUGGUGUUAGUCCUUUCAAAGAUGAGAAUCAUCAGCAAAACAAGAGACGUAAGGUAGAAGGAGGACACACUGGGGAUGAAAUUGAAGGUAGCGGAGACAAUGAUAAUAACAACAGCAACGAUGGCGUUAAAAGUGGUAACUGUGUGGCUUGUGGUAGUGGAUGCAAAUCCAAGGCUAUGGCACUCACCAAUUACUGUCAGCUUCAUAUUCUCAUGGAUAAAAAACAGAAGCUUUACACGUCUUGUACUUACGUCAAUAAGAGAGCUCAGUCAAAAGCAAUAACUUGUCCAAAACCAACACUUGCAUCGACUGUUCCUGCCCUGUGUAACGUGCACUUCCAGAAAGCACAAAAGGAUGUUGCUCGUGCUUUGAAGGAUGCUGGUCAUAAUGUUUCUUCAGCAAGCAGGCCUCCCCCGAAACUCCAUGACAUAGUAGCCGCAUUUGUGCAUCAUAUUCAAACAAAAAGAAAAGAUCCACGAAAAGAGGCCAAAUUGAAAAGCUUAGUGAAAGAAGAAAUUACAAGCUAAAUCAAACAGUUUGAGUAAACAGAAGCUGUUUGUUUCCACAAUUGUGCAAAAAGGAAGGUUCGUAAUGACAUUGACCAUUUGACCGACCUUGCUUCUGCAAUGACAUUGACAGAUUGAGCUGUGAGCGCCUUUACAAGGGGCUUCAGUCAAGCGGGGAGCAACAUUGACUCAGGUGGUUUAGUUAAGUCAUCUAGAUGGAAAUGAGGAUAUCUUUGGAUAUCAUCAGGCACUAUGAUAGUACCAGUAUCUAGGUCUAUAGUAGAAUUCACAAGUCCUAACAGUGUGUUCCUGUGACAAACUUGAUUCAGACAUGGUUAUAGCAGUUGACACUCGAUGUUUUUGAGCUACUGGUAGCUUUCAUGGCUAUGUGAAAAAACGAUGUUCUGUGUGUUGUUCGCUGCUACUCGAUCUAAAUCAAUUUGUUUGUUUUUGCAGUCUUCUCUGAAUUUAAGACUUGAUUUAUUGCAAAA
This is a messenger RNA of Camelina sativa (false flax), 1434 nucleotides long. RefSeq lists its product as uncharacterized. Gene Ontology annotation, cellular component: NSL complex. Lineage: Eukaryota; Viridiplantae; Streptophyta; Magnoliopsida; Brassicales; Brassicaceae. The record is from RefSeq and is a predicted model, not a curated record.